This is a messenger RNA of Cynocephalus volans (Philippine flying lemur), 1978 nucleotides long. Its product is annotated as zinc finger protein 177-like. Bases 305 to 1747 code for a protein of 480 amino acids. The record is from RefSeq and is a predicted model, not a curated record. Gene Ontology annotation, cellular component: nucleus. Lineage: Eukaryota; Metazoa; Chordata; Mammalia; Dermoptera; Cynocephalidae. The transcript has 6 exons. Gene Ontology annotation, biological process: regulation of DNA-templated transcription.
CGUUCCCGAGGCGCGGCCUCUCUUCAGAGAGCCCCGGCCAGCUCCGCCCUCUGGGGUUGAGGAGGCCGCUCCCGGCCUCGGUCCCGGGAGGAGGCGGAUCGGCGCGGCCUUUCCUUCCGCUGGGCACCCCUUUUCAAAAGCCUCCAAAGCAACCUUUUGCCCUUUUUCCAGAAGAAAAAGCGUCUCCGCCGUCCGGGUCACGGUGACAGACUCUGAUCCCGGCGUCUUCCUGUCCUCACCAACCUGGCAAUUCUGUGGUGUCCCGGACCCUCCCCAACCAGGAAAGAAACACACAGGAGGAAGAAUGGCUUCAGGAUUGCUGACAGCCUGGUCACAGAACUUGGUGACCUUCCAGGAAGUGGCAGUGGACUUUUCCCAGGAGGAGUGGGCAUUGCUGGACCCUGCUCAAAAAAAUCUGUACAGAGAUGUGAUGCUGGAGAACUUUAGGAACCUGGCCUCAGUGGGGUGUCAGCUCUGCAAACACAGUGUGCUCUCCAGGGUGGAACAGGAAAAGCUGAGGACAGAGGAGACAGGAAUUCUCCAAAGUGCCUGUACAGACUUGGAAACUCAACUUAAAUCAAAAGAUGCAAUUGCUGUACCAAAUGUUCCUGGGAGCAAAACAUCCAAUGACAUAAAAAUGGCACAAACUCAGCCUGCUAAGAACGCCCUGGAAUAUAAUCAUUGUGGAAAAUUCAGAAAGAACUCUCACCUUAUUUGUACAAGAUAUUGCAAGGCAGAGGAAUGCCAUAAACAUACAGAAUAUGGCAAAGUCUUUAGCCAUCCUUCAACUCUUAGGGAUCAUGUGAGUACCUACACUGGAGAGGAAACUCUUGGACUUAAUAAUUGUGGGAAAGCUUUCAAUCAAGAGUCGUCCUUUAGGAAACACUUAACUCUCACAGGAGAGAAGACUUGUGAGCGUAAUCACUGUGGUAUGUCCUUUUGCCUACACUCUUUCUUCUCAGUACACAAGCAAACACCUACUGGAGAGAAACUCUGUGAAGGCGGUGACUAUGAAAAAAGGUCUUUCCUCAGUUUUCACAAAGAAGUAUGUACUGCAGAGGAGAGUUUGGGGUGUAACGAACAUGGGAAAGCUUUCACUGACCCUUUGUCCCUUCAGAAAUGUGUCAGAACUCACCCCAGAGAGAGACUCUAUGAAUGCAGUAACUGUGGGAAAGCCUUUAUUUUUCAGUCUUCCCUUAAGAAGCACAUGAGGUCUCACACUGGAGAGAAACCCUAUGAGUGUAAUCACUGUGGAAAAUCCUUCAGCCAGAGCUCUCAUCUCAAUGUGCACAAACGAACCCACACUGGAGAGAAACCCUACGACUGUAAGGAAUGUGGGAAGGCUUUCACUGUUCCUUCAUCCCUUCAGAAACACAUGAGAACCCACACUGGAGAGAAACCCUAUGAAUGCAGCGAUUGUGGGAAAGCCUUCAUUGAUCAGUCGUCCCUUAAGAAACACACACGAUCUCACACUGGAGAGAAACCUUAUGAGUGUAAUCAGUGUGGAAAAUCCUUCAGCACAGGCUCUUAUCUUAUUGUGCACAAGAGAACUCACACUGGAGAGAAAACCUAUGAGUGUAAAGAAUGUAGGAAGGCCUUUAGGAAUUCCUCUUGCCUGAGAGUACAUCUGAGAACUCACACUGGAGAAAAGCCUUAUAAAUGUAUUCAGUGUGGAAAAGCCUUCAGCACAAGCACUAACCUUAUAAUGCACAAGCGAAUACAUACUGGGCAGAAACUCUAUGAAUGAAAUGACUGCAGGGCUUAUGUUGUCCCUCAUACCUCAGUCCUCAUCUUAGAACUCACACUGGAGUUGCCCUAUUGUAACCAAUGUGGAAAAGCCUUCAACCAUAACUCCUGACUUAUACUGGGACAAACCUUAGAAAUGUUAUGGUUCUGCAAUUAUUUUUAUCAAUGAGUGUUUCAUCCUUAAAGUACCACAACUCAUUAAUUUUUCAGUAUUAAAGAUUACAUAUCACUA